Grosmannia clavigera kw1407 is the source of this 630-nucleotide messenger RNA. RefSeq names its product isochorismatase family protein. The record is from RefSeq and is a predicted model, not a curated record. NCBI's taxonomy places the organism in Eukaryota, Fungi, Ascomycota, Sordariomycetes, Ophiostomatales, Ophiostomataceae. The coding region runs from base 1 to 630 and encodes 209 amino acids. The transcript has 2 exons.
AUGUCUGUCCAGACUAUACGCUCUAUUCUCGGUGCGCCCUCAACGCCACCGACGAUCGAUGACUCGAUUCUCCUCAUCAUUGACGCCCAGAACGAGUAUGCCGCCGGCCUUUUGAAGGUUGCCCGUCUAGAAGAGACCAACACGGCCAUCAAGGCGCUGCUGAACCGCUACCGUAAGGCUGGCAGCAGCGUCAUCCACGUCGUCAUGGACGUGCCUGAGGGAGCACCCAUCUUCACGCCCGGCACGCCUCUAGCUGCGAUCCUAGACGGGCUUGAGCCGGCCGAGGACGAGCAGGUGGUGCAUAAGACCCACGCAAGCGCUUUUACCGGCACUAACCUGCAGGAGCUUCUGGUAAAGACAGGCAAGAAGAAGCUGUCUGUCGUCGGUAGGGUGCCACUCCACUGUCCAUACUGGACAUCCAGUGCUGACAGCCCAGGCUACAUGGCCCACAACUGUGUGUCUGCCACGAUUCGCGUGGCUGCCGAGCUUGGAUACGACGUCUACGCCGUCCGUGAUGCCAUUGGCGACCGUGACAUUCCCGGUGCCACGGCUGAGGAGCUUGUUCGGGUUUCUCUUGCCGAGGUGGCAGAUGUUGUGUCUGUCAUCGUCGAGUCCAAGGACAUCCGGUAG